GUUUCUUCAAGUUUGGAGCUGGAACUUGGGGAGGGAUAAAAGGGGUGUUUUCUUAGGGUUUGUUCUCUUUGCCCUUUUCCCCCCUUUAUGUAAGGAAAAUUCUAUGUAUAAAAGUUCAAUCUUUCUGUGUCUCCGUGUUAGUGAAGACAAGAGGAUUAACAAGAAGAAGAAGUGAGCACCUUUUGAAGACCUUCUGUAAUAUUGAUUGAAUCACGUUAACAAUCUUCUUCUUCUUCUUCUUUGAAAUCUUCUCAACGGCAGAGGAACCCAAUUUUUUUCUUCUCAAAGCUCCAAGUAAAACCUCGGUUUGGUGAGGAUUAAUUUCUUUUUUCCAUUGCUGGGUUUUGUUAAUCGUGUGUUGAUUGGUUCGCCUUGAGGUGGAUGGAAAUGGCGUCGAUUCAGAAACAGGAGGUCGAAGAAGAAGACGAGAGGGGAACUGCUGAUCUCAGAAUGAGCGGUGGAGGUGGUGAAGAAGCGAUAGAUGAUAAUAACCGAGAGGAAGACGUCGAUUGCGGCGGAGUUUCACCUUCUGAUCCACCAGAGGAGGUCGCAGGUGUUGGUGCAUCUUCUACGUCUCCAACGCAACAACCACCCUCGUCGGCGGCGCCGCCGACGCUAGUGUCGUUAAAAGAAGAGCCAACGGAUGGAGAGACAGAGUUGGAGGGGAGACAACACCCUCCCAUUGGCGUCGUACCGGUGGCGAUGCAGAUGCCCAUGCAGAUUAGGAGGUCAGCGACUCCAGGAAGAAGAGCAUCCACGAAAGACCGGCACACGAAGGUCGAAGGUCGAGGACGAAGGAUUCGGAUGCCGGCCACCUGUGCGGCCAGGAUCUUUCAGCUUACCCGGGAACUCGGUCAUAAAUCCGACGGUGAAACUAUCCGGUGGCUUCUAGAACACGCGGAGCCCGCCAUCAUCGCUGCUACAGGGACUGGUACUGUUCCUGCUAUAGCCAUGUCCGUCGGAGGCACACUUAAGAUCCCAACGACGUCCCCUAAUCCGGACGGCGAGACGACGAAGAAGAGAAGAAAGAGGGCUGCAACCAGUGAGUACUAUGAUGUCAACGAUGGUGUUUCCAUAUCUUCUGGUCUUGCUCCCAUUGGAGCAACAGCAGUGGCUGCAGCACCACAAGGUCUUGUUCCUAUGUGGGCAGUUAGUAGUGGAGGAAGAGUUAUCCCUUCCAACGCGGGUACGUUUUGGAUGAUACCUCCUUCUACUGCCAUUGCUGGACCUUCUAAUCAGCCUCAACUAUGGACUUUUCCUCCUGCAACACCGCUCAUUAACAUAUCUGCCAGACCCAUUUCUUCUUUCAUAUCUGCUAUGCAACCAGGGAUCAAUUUAACUUCUACAACUCCAGUGGAGGUACAAACUGCUCUCGUAUCUAAUAACACAGCAGCAGCUCCUACAGUUACGUCAACAGGAGCAAACUCUCCUCCAGUAACAUCAACCGGAGCAAAAUGGGCUAAGAGUUCCACCAUGGCUCCAAGUUCAAGUUCUACCACAACUACUCAGAUGCUUAGAGACUUCUCUUUGGAAAUCUACGAUAAACAGGAACUCCAGUUCAUGAAUCGUCCUGCAACUCAACAAACCUCUUCUUCUUCUAAGCAGUAAGAGGGGAAACAAUCAUGAAUUAGUGGAAAUUAGAGGUUCCAACCCAAAGAAAUGGUUAUUUUUUUUUAUUUUUCUCUUGUCAUCUGGGUUUUUGUUCAUUCAGAGGGUGCUUAACAUUAGAUUCCCAUAUUUUCUUUUCACAUCUCUUCUCCAAUUUUUCCUCCAGAAAACCCGAGGGAGGGAGGGAGGGAUGGGGAGUUCGGAGAGGUGGGCCCAACACGUUUUAAGAUUUACGCACGUGUGGAGAGAUGGGUCCAACAAUCUCCGGUGGUGUGGGUGAAACGAAGAGCAAGGUGAGGUGCUCCGUGGACCGUGCUGAAUGGUUCCGUUGUGGGCAACCAUCUGUCCAUCAUGUGAUGGUUUGGCGCGGGCCCCAAGGGAUUGGUGGGCCCGCAACCUUCUGCUGCUCUCGCGGUGGGGGCGCGUGGUGGUCCCCAUGCCUUUUUGGUGGUAUUUUUCUUUUGGGUGGUUCGAUCGAGAUGAUAGGAAAAGGCUAGGCUGGCCGUGCUGACACGCGUCUCUGCUUAGCUGUUUCAGUGGGGACCGUUUAAUUCUGCAAUCGACACGUGGAACUGAAGACGUGGCCGGAACGAUUAUCGGUUACUGCAAUGCGUCCUUAUAAGUGAAACCAGUGAUGUUGAUGAUGAUGGAUAGUUGCACCAGAUUCCAAAGGUCCCACCUCUUUCUCUCCAGACAAACACUUGCUAAUAUUUAUUCUCUUCCUUUCCCGCAUCGCAGGAAAUUUUUUUCCUCUUUUUUUUUGGGGGAACUUUUUACUUCUCUAACUAAAGUUUAAUUCCCAGGGAUUUAUUGUGGAUUUGGUCUGAUUAAUCUGUAAUUGUGUACCAUCAUUGAAGUAAAAUAUCAAGUUUCAGUUUCUUUCGAUUUCAA
Messenger RNA from Macadamia integrifolia, 2499 nucleotides. Its product is annotated as transcription factor TCP9-like. The coding region runs from base 382 to 1608 and encodes 408 amino acids. The transcript has a single exon. Gene Ontology annotation, cellular component: nucleus. The record is from RefSeq and is a predicted model, not a curated record. Lineage: Eukaryota; Viridiplantae; Streptophyta; Magnoliopsida; Proteales; Proteaceae. Gene Ontology annotation, molecular function: DNA-binding transcription factor activity; sequence-specific DNA binding.